Molecule: messenger RNA, 1583 nt
Organism: Neurospora crassa OR74A
Lineage: Eukaryota; Fungi; Ascomycota; Sordariomycetes; Sordariales; Sordariaceae
Exons: 4
Coding region: 258-1127 (289 amino acids)
Source: RefSeq, a predicted model, not a curated record
UGCUUCCCCGCAAACCGAAACACUCUCCACACACCCUCUUCCCAUUUUCCAUCCCAAUCUGGUCUUGUCUGCCUGUUUUUGUUUUUCCUCGGCCCUUACAUAACACCCCACAUCCGUCCGCAGGACUACUUUGUCACCUCUCUUCUUCCUCGUAUUUCCCCCCCCCUCGGUCGGAAUCUUUUCCAAAUACACAACACCAUCAACCAUAGGUCUGCCCACUGAGCUCACACAGGUCCAUCUUCCCUUUGCUGCUCAACAUGGCGAACUUCAGCGAUCUCAACCCCUUCGCGAAGCGGGAAACGCAUAGUUCGACAUCCAUCACCACCUACAAGGUCCUGACUUUGCUAUCUUGGGUCCUGUCCGUGAUCACGACCGUUUACUACGAUUUCGAAUCGCCUCACGAUGGACACCUCAUUCGCCGUACGAUUUGGGGCCAGAACUAUGCCCAUCGUUCGGGCUUCACGCAGAAUGCCACCAUUACCUCCAUUUACUGGCUUGUCUUGUUCAUUCUCCAGCUAGUCUACAUCGGCCACCUCUUCUCUAAAGAUUCCGCCCAGGUCAACGCUGCCGCCUCUGUCGGUAGCCACUUCAUCUUCAACAACCUGCUUCACUUUGGGUGGGUGAUGCUCUUCGUUCGCUCGCACUUCAUCUGGUCCGAGAUCUUGUUGAUCAUCAACUUCAUCAACCUCACGUCGCUGUACUUCCGCCAUAAUACGUACCCCAGGGGCAUCCACAUGCCCGCUGUUUCUGGUCCCCUCGCCUGGACCUUCGUUGCUCUGUACUGGAACGGUGCCAUUAUGGUCCCUGCCCAGCAUAGCUUCGUUGCUCGUAUCUUUGCCAACGUCUUCAUUUGGUCGAUCUUGGUCUACGGAAUGUUCUUCAUUGUCAUUUACAAGGACUACACCAUGGGCUUCAACCUAAGCGUUCUGAGUGCUUCCUUGGGAGUCGCCCAGUUCUUUGACCGCGUCAUUGCAUUCCAGUGGAUCUUCGCCUUCACCAUCAUGGCUGUGCUGUUUGUCUUCACGGUGGUCGUCGCCGUACCUGCUUGGACCGGUAAGGAGGUCAGCUGGGGCACACGCCAGACUCAGCCCGAUGCCGAGCGUGCUCCUCUUCUCAACGACAACUAAGGAUCUUGACAAAGAAGUGUUACCUCGCCCGUACAUGCACGGACUACAUUUCUGGAAGAAGGGUAAAACCUCAAAAGUUGUUCGAUGUUGAAAAUACUCAUGACAGCUUUCAGUCGUUGAUCGGAACUGCGGCAUUGGUCGUCCGCGGUGUAGGAAAUUAUUUGCAUCGAAAGCAUGAAGAACUUUGUCUCAUACAGGUAAUCAUGUGCCUCACAAGCACCAAAAAAGGGAAGGAUUUGGAGAAUUAUCAACAGAAUGCGCGAAGGUGUCGAAAAAAAGAGAAUGAGAGUUCAAAUAUCGUCGUUCAGGCUUCCUUUACCUUAUUGUCCAUAAUAGGUAACUUACCUUAUCGAUAAUGUAUCGUUAAAGCGAUUCAUGACGUAGGGUUGUCGCAACGGCCGUGUUUUAGCGUGUUUGUCCGUCCUUGUAGGGCAUUUUAGUGAAUGCUUCAGUGGU